UUUACGUGAAGGUUGUGCCCCUCCUAGGCAUGGAGCAAGAAGAGGAACAAUGUAAAGAACAAAAGGCCAAUGUGAAUGAUGAAAAAGUCCCAUUUUACAAGCUUUUUGCCUUUGCAGAUGGCCUUGAUGUGACUUUGAUGAUUGUUGGCUGCAUUUCCGCCAUGGCUAAUGGGUUGGCACAACCUCUCAUGACCCUCAUUUUUGGGAAGGUCAUCAACGCUUUUGGAAGCACCGAUCCAUCCCUCAUAGUCAAUGAAGUUUCCAAGGUUGUAAUAUUUUUUGUUUACUUGGCUGUUGGGGCUGGAGUUGCCUCGUUUCUACAGGUAUCAUGUUGGAUGGUGACAGGAGAAAGACAAGCCUCAAGAAUCCGUGCUUUGUACUUAAAGACUAUAUUGAAGCAGGACAUUAGCUUCUUUGACACUGAAACAACAACUGGUGAGGUAAUUGGGAGGAUAUCUGGUGACACCAUUCUCAUUCAAGAUGCCAUGGGAGAAAAGGUUGGGAAGUUUAUACAACUUGUUACAACCUUUUUUGGUGGCUUUGUGAUUGCCUUUACAAAAGGCUGGCAACUCUGUCUAGUUUUGAUUGCAUGCAUUCCUUGUAUGGUUAUUGCUGGUGGAAUUAUGUCCAUCAUGGUGGCGAAAGUUUCAAUUCGUGGGCAAGUUGCUUAUACAGAAGCCGGAAACGUUGUACAACAAACAGUUGGGGCAAUUAAAACAGUUGCCUCUUUUACCGGCGAGAAAAAAGCAAUAGAAAAUUAUAAUGACAAGUUAAGAACAUCUUACUUUGCAACUGUUCAGCAAGGGUUUGCCUCAGGGUUUGGAAUGGGAGUACUGUUGUUGAUUGUAUUUUGCACCUAUGCACUUGCCAUGUGGUAUGGUUCCAAAAUGAUCCUUGAGCGAGGCUAUAAUGGUGGAAGCGUUUUCAAUAUAAUCAUAUCCAUCAAUACUGGUUCAAUGUCACUUGGUCAGGCGGCCCCAUGCAUAAGUGCAUUUGCAUCAGGCCAAGCAGCAGCAUAUAAGAUGUUUGAGACAAUUAAGAGAAAACCGAAAAUUGAUGCUUCUGACACCAAUGGUGUUGUUUUGGAAGACAUGAAGGGAGAUAUUGAACUCAAGGAUGUUCACUUUAGAUACCCUGCAAGGCCAGAUAUUCAAAUAUUUUCCGGAUUCUCAUUCAAUAUUCCCAAUGGUAAAACUGCUGCUUUAGUGGGUCAAAGUGGAAGUGGCAAGUCAACUAUAAUUAGUUUGUUAGAAAGAUUUUAUGAUCCUGAUGCUGGAGAGGUACUUAUAGAUGGCAUUAAUUUGAAGAGUUUUCAAGUUAGAUGGAUUAGAGGACAAAUUGGGCUUGUUGGUCAAGAACCUGUCCUGUUCACUGGUAGUAUCAAAGAGAACAUAGCAUACGGUAAAGAAGAUGCAACAGAUGAGGAGAUAACAACAGCAAUAACACUUGCCAAUGCCAAAAAGUUCAUUGAUAAGCUGCCUGAGGGCAUUGACACAGUGAUGGGAGGGCAAGGAACUGCACUUUCUGGUGGACAAAAGCAAAGAAUUGCAAUUGCAAGGGCAAUUUUGAAGAACCCAAAAAUCCUUCUUCUUGAUGAAGCUACUAGUGCUUUGGAUGCCGAGUCUGAACACAUUGUUCAAGAAGCAUUACAGAAAGUUAUGUCACACAGGACAACUGUAGUUGUUGCACAUCGUUUGACGACUAUUAGAUAUGCUGACAUCAUAGCAGUGGUUCAUCAGGGCAAGAUUGUAGAAAAGGGAACUCAUGACGAGUUAAUCAAGGAUGAUGAUGGUGCUUAUUCACAGCUUAUUCGUUUGCAAGAAGGAAAUAGAGAAUCAGAUAAGUCAAAUAACAACAAUGUCAACUUAGAUAGUCAUAUGGCUAGAUCUUCCACUCAGGGGACAUCCUUUGCGAGAUCAUCAAGUCAAGGCUCAUCAGGCAGUCACUCUUUCUCACUUACCUCUCCUCUUCCUUAUCAACUUUCUAUACGUGAGUCUGAAGAAGGAGCAAAUAGGGAUGUUGAAAGGAGUGAAGUUGAAAAUGUGAAGCACCAAAAUGUUUCUAUUCAACGUUUGGCCAAGUUGAACAAGCCAGAGAUUCCUAUCUUACUACUAGGAUCUAUUGCUGCAGCAGUGAAUGGUGUCACUCUCCCUGUAUUUGGCCUCUUGCUUUCAUCAGCUAUUAACACAUUCUAUGAACCUCCAUAUCAACUUAAGAAGGAUUCCGAGUUUUGGUCAAUGCUAUUUGUUGUUCUGGGGCUUGUCGCUGUGGUAGCUAUACCAUUACAAAACUACUCAUUUGGGGUAGCUGGAGGAAAACUUGUAGAAAGAAUUCGUUCAUUGACAUUUAAAAAGGUUGUGCACCAAGAAAUCAGUUGGUUUGAUCGCCCUUCCAAUUCAAGUGGUGCUGUUAGUGCAAGGUUAGCUGCUGAUGCUUCAACUAUAAGGAGUCUUGUGGGUGACAGCUUGGCCCUUAUUAUGCAAAACAUUGCAACAGUCGCAUCUGGUCUAAUCAUAGCAUUCACUGCUAACUGGAUUCUGGCUUUUGUGGUUUUGGCUGUGUCACCCUUGUUGCUCAUGCAAGGAUACUUUCAAACCAAGUUUUUAAAAGGAUUCAGUGCAGAUGCAAAGGUGAAGUAUGAAGAGGCAAGUCAGGUGGUAAAUGAUGCUGUUGGUAGCAUUAGAACUGUUGCAUCAUUUUGUGCUGAACCAAAGGUGAUGGAUAAGUACAUCAAAAAAUGUUCAGAGCCAGUAAAACAAGGUGUUCGGUUGGGGAUUGUUAGUGGUGGAGGUCUAGGUUUCUCUUUUUUGGCUCUCUAUUGCACAAAUGCUUUUGUUUUCUACAUAGGAGCUAUUCUUGUGCAACACGGGAAAGCAACUUUUGGAGAGGUUUUCAAGGUUUUCUUUGCCUUAACAGUUACAGCAGUCGGUGUUUCCCAAACUAGUGCCUUGGCACCAGAUACUAACAAGGCCAAAGAUUCUGCAGCUUCAAUAUUUGAAAUUCUUGACAGCAAACCCACGAUUGACUCGAGCAGUGAUGAGGGAACAACACUAGACACCGUAAAAGGAGACAUUGAAUUUCAACAAGUCAGCUUUUGUUACCCAACAAGGCCCGAUAUUCAAAUUUUCAAAGAUUUUUGUCUAAGCAUGCCGGCUGGAAAGACCAUUGCCUUGGUUGGAGAAAGUGGCAGUGGAAAAUCAACAGUAAUAAGCCUCUUGGAGAGAUUUUACAACCCUGAUUCUGGACACGUGCUACUUGAUGGAGUGAAUAUCAAAAAGUUAAAACUAAGCUGGCUGAGGCAGCAAAUGGGAUUGGUUGGACAAGAGCCAAUUCUUUUCAAUGAAAGCAUUCGUUCCAACAUAGCUUAUGGGAAAGAGGGAGGGGCAACGGAGGAAGAGAUAAUUGCAGCAGCACAAGCAGCAAAUGCACACAAGUUCAUAAGUUCUCUUCCACAUGGUUAUGACACUUCCGUUGGGGAAAGAGGCACACAGUUAUCAGGUGGACAAAAGCAACGCAUCGCCAUUGCAAGAGCCAUUCUCAAAGACCCUAGAAUACUUUUGCUGGAUGAGGCAACUAGUGCACUUGAUGCAGAAUCAGAGCGUGUUGUGCAAGAGGCUCUAGACAGAGUCAGUGUCAAUAGGACCACUGUUGUCAUAGCUCACCGUCUUACAACAAUUAAAGGUGCUCAUAUUAUAGCAGUUAUGAAAAAUGGGGCCGUUGGUGAAAAAGGAGAACAUGAUGAGUUGAUGAAGAUUGAUGGUGGACUCUAUGCUUCAUUGGUAGCUCUCCAUCUUAGAGCAUCAUAGACAGAGAUCCAUGCCUCCUUACGUAGAAUGGGUUUGUUACUAAUCAGAGAAAUGUCACUACACUCAAACCACUCUCCUCUUAAUACUCUCCCUAUUAUUACUAUUUGUCGAAAAUGUUAAUGAAUCUUAUUACUUGAAGAGACUCAGAUCUGAGAAACACAAAAUUUGUAAUAAUAAAAAGUGUUAAAAGAUGAGUGUAGGUGUUAGUGAGA
Molecule: messenger RNA, 4018 nt
Organism: Cajanus cajan (pigeon pea)
Lineage: Eukaryota; Viridiplantae; Streptophyta; Magnoliopsida; Fabales; Fabaceae
Product: ABC transporter B family member 9
Biological process (GO): transmembrane transport
Cellular component (GO): plasma membrane
Molecular function (GO): ABC-type transporter activity; ATP binding; ATP hydrolysis activity
Source: RefSeq, a predicted model, not a curated record